AAAAGGAAAAGAGAAAAGAAAAAAAAAGUAUAAUUUGACCUACAUUUGUCUUCCCAUUUAAAAUUGGAGCACUGUGUAAAUUAACCUGGUCUCCGAACUGCCUUCCGCGCGCAGAGGAAGUCGACGAUCCAGUAACAAUGAGUUCUGCAAGCGCUCUUCGAGAACUACAGCGCGAGCUGGAGGCGAAAGCCAACGAGCUCAGCAAGCUACAGAAAGAUAUUGCGAAGAACCACCAAGUGAGGAAGAAAUACACUAUUCAGCUGGGUGAGAAUGAGCUCGUCCUUAAGGAAUUGGAUCUACUGAAUGAUGAUGCAAAUGUGUAUAAACUGAUUGGUCCAGUACUCGUGAAGCAGGAUCUGGCAGAAGCAAAUGCGAACGUUCGCAAGCGAAUAGACUACAUCUCUGCUGAAUUGAAACGUCUUGAUUCAGCCCUUCAAGAUUUGGAAGAGAAGCAAAAUAGCAAGAGAGAUGCGAUAUUGAAGUUACAGCAGAGGAUUCAAUCUCUGCAGGCUGGAAAAGCUAAAGCGUAACAUGUUUUAUUCGUUGUUUUUCAGCUGUACGUCCUAAAUUUCUGUCUAUCUUUUUCAAUCUCUCUUGUACCAGUUAAUUAUGCGCUUGCUCACUCAAAAGCUUGACUCUAUCUAAUUAGUUCGAUUUUGAUAAUAGAUAUGUGCAUUGCGUCUGUUGAACUUCCAUACUCCUUGCAAAGUAUUUGAUGACAACUUGGCAUCUCCAAAAAAAA
This is a messenger RNA of Momordica charantia (bitter melon), 742 nucleotides long. Its product is annotated as prefoldin subunit 6. Gene Ontology annotation, biological process: chaperone-mediated protein complex assembly; protein folding. Gene Ontology annotation, molecular function: protein-folding chaperone binding. NCBI's taxonomy places the organism in Eukaryota, Viridiplantae, Streptophyta, Magnoliopsida, Cucurbitales, Cucurbitaceae. The record is from RefSeq and is a predicted model, not a curated record. Gene Ontology annotation, cellular component: cytoplasm; prefoldin complex.